Limulus polyphemus (Atlantic horseshoe crab) is the source of this 4489-nucleotide messenger RNA. RefSeq names its product transmembrane protein 164-like. The record is from RefSeq and is a predicted model, not a curated record. The transcript is spliced from 7 exons. The coding region runs from base 400 to 1368 and encodes 322 amino acids. Lineage: Eukaryota; Metazoa; Arthropoda; Merostomata; Xiphosura; Limulidae.
CAGGCCUACUGUGAAUUAGAAAAUACAAUUAAGAAAAAAAGCUUUUAUGUUCGAUUUUAUUUAGUGUAACUUUUGGUAUUUACUAAUUUAGUGUUUUUAUAGUUACAUACACUACAGUCGGUGUUAUUUCAUUUGUUUUGUAACUUAUAAGUACCUUAUUAACAUAAAACUUAUUUUAUUCUUUGUUGACAAGCUUUUUGCUGGAGUAGUUCAAGCCAUAGGCAUAAAGUUGACAAAUUAGACCUGAGUCUGAGGAACGUCAGGAAGGCUUCACUCCAGUAAGAGGUGAAAACUUAAGGAAGCUUCCUUUGAGACAAAGAAUUCUGUGAGAGCAGUUUUGAUGCCAUCAAUAUUUAUGAAGAUUUUGUCGCUGAGAAAGUGCUCCAUAGAUCUGAAUAAAUGUUACAGGGAGCCACCAUGUGGACAUCAUCAAUGGAUAGUGUUGCUGAGUGGGCUUAUGGAGGUGUAGACCACGGAUUACAAGGGAAUGGGGGUCCUGAGUGUGCAGCCUUUUUAACACUUAAGCAUCGAUUCUUUGAAACUGGACUUGCAUGUUUAUUUGGUCUACUAUAUCUGUACUGGGGAUAUAAAAGAAUUCAUGUCCCACCUGUGCCAAAAGUUAUAAGAGAAGAUCGGGGAGGAAAGAGAGCUCUUCUUGUCUUAAUGUGUUUGGUGUUUGGGAUGGAGAUUGGUUAUAAAUUUUCAUCUAAAACUGUCAUAUACAUACUGAAUCCCUGCCACAUUAUUACCAUGAUCCAGAUUUUUCUGCUUGCUGCUCCACCAACACACCGGUUGGUUACGGUAUUGUUUAGGAUACAUUUGCAUUGUUUACAUGGAGCGUUAUUGGCCAUUUUACUCCCUGUGUUAAACACGAGAUUGUUGCCAAUGGAGACAGAAGUGUACUUUCUUCAGCAUGGUUUGAUGUUAAUUAUUCCUUUCUACCUUAUGAGGACAGGAAUGGGAGGUGUGUACACAGUAGAAUCCCUGAGUGACUUCAGCUGGGCUUUUCUAACUUGUGGUUUGUUAUUUUUUUACCACUUUUUACUUCUUCAGGUUUUAGGAUUGGUGACUCAGGUGAACUUGAAUAACAUGCUCUGUCCAGCUGUGUCUGAUCCAUUUUAUGGACAAAACUACAGACUAUGGGCCAUUGGUCAUCAGACAUUGCUCAUACUGAGUAUUGGAAAGCUUUAUACUGCUGUUAGUCUUUUUGUGCUGGAAGCUAUGGGAACAGUGGUGUGGACAGGGGAGAAGUAUGUUGCUAUGGCUACACAGCGAGUUCAACAACUGUGCAACUUGUGUCGAGUUCAAGGCCAGAAUGGGCAGUAUUCAGGAUGGAAAAGAAAUAUUGGGGAUGAACAUCAGGACUGACAAUUGUAUGUGUAGAGAAGAAUAGUUGUUAUUUCAGAUUAAAUAACUGUUUAAACUAUUUACUUAAUUUUUUUCAGUGGAGGAUAUGUUACCCACUUUUUAGAAAUGAUAAAUAACCAAGACUUUUAUAUAGAAGAAUAUGGGUAAAAUCUUUUAAUGGUAGAAAGAGUACAUUUCUUUUUAUAAGUUUAUUGUGAAUGUUUUUCUGUGAUUAUGGGCAUGCCAUAAUCUCUACUAUACGGCAGACAUACGAUUAGCUGUAUUUUAUGGUCUUAUAAAGUUGGAGAUGCUUAUUUUGUUUUUCAUAUAAUUAUAUAGUAAUUUUUGUUAUACAAGUUUGUUCAGCCACAAAUUGACCAAUACUUCAUUAGUCUUACGAAUAAACAGUAUCCAGGUUUUCAUAGUUUUAUAAGUAAUGCUAACUCUUGGAAGUCUUAAUCCUGCUUAAACUUUCUUAACACUGAAUUUUUAUUGUUAGUAGAGGGAAAGUAAGGUUAAUUAUGUAUAUAAUGAAGGUUGCAAAGGGCCUUUCCAGUUGUUACUGAUUACAAAGUAAAAAAGCAAAGUAAUUUAACUGCUGUGACUUUCAGUUUAUUUCAGGGCAAUGGUAAUUUGUAGAGGUGAUUUUUUAUAGUAUUUAGUGAAGGAGUUUUGUCAUGAUUUUUACAAGUUUAAGAAGUUAAUUUUUUUAAUACAUAAUAGAUAAUUAGGGAUUUUUUUAAUGGUUAGAAGUAGGGUAGAUAACCUCACUUUGCUAGUAACAUUAAAGGUUUUAAGGGUUGAAUAUACAACUUUUGAACAGCAUUUUUGAUACAAUAGUAAAUUUCCACUAUCACAUUUCACAGCAUUUUAUGUCAUACCACUAAUAUCUCUUGUGUUCCACAGAGUCGUUUGACAUAGUAUUGCUAUUUCACAAUCCCAUUGCACAGUAUCUUGUGACUUAAUACUACUAUCUCUACUCUGUUGUACAAUGUCUUGCAUAUAAUAUAUUGCUCUUCAUUUCACAAUCCCAUUGCAGUAUUCAGUAACAUAACUCUGUUAUAUCUAUUCUCUUGCACAGUGCCCUAGACAUAAUAGUGCUGUUUCAUAAUCCCUUUGUACAGUAUGCUGUAACAUACUGAUGCUAUCUAAGCUUUCAAAAUAUUCCAUACAAAACAUACAAAAACAAAGGUUGCCCAGAAAGAAGCUGGACCUAAAAAAAACUAAGCAUAGUACAUGUGACACAGUAAUAUAAUUGUUCUUAAAAGUUUUAGUAUAGCACUUGUAACUAAUGAGCUUUAUAGCAAUGUGAAUAUAAGUCUUUGAGUUCAGUUUGGUAUUAGUUGACAGUCUCAGGGGUUGCAUUGAUAGGCAUUGAACUUUCAUGUUGAGACCCAUUACUUUGCAGGAGGUACAAGAAAGUUCCUUUAUUUAUGUUACCAGUAGCCUUCUGGCUCUAUUUUCAUAUUAAUUCCCAAUAUUUUUCUUUUCCUGGCUCUACAAUAUGGUGCUUUGUUUUCCAGCAGUUUCAUUCCUUCUGAAUGUCAAUGAAGAUCUUCUGUGAUUAAUGUUUUCAUCUUGCUUGUGCAAAGUAGGUUGAUAUCCUGCCAUUAGAGGUGUGGUGGGUUUUUAUUGUGAGCUUGUCAGUUUCCUCAUUUAGCUUUGCAUACAUCUAGCAUAUACAUCCUGAUGAUAGUAUUACCAUGCAGUUGCUUUGCUUUCUGCUAUCCAUCUUGGGACUAGCCACUCUGAAUUUUACAAAAUACUGCUAAUAGGUAAGUCAUAGAUAUUAUAUUGGUUGCACUGUCUAUUUGUGAUUCAGUGCUUUCAGCAUCAGUGGAGAGCUGCUUUAUGGUUUCUGCUCCACUUUUUUGAUGCUUGUGGGAAAUGUGAAUGCUCCAUCAGUCAAAUGCAGAAUGGUGUUACUUCACAAGAUGAUGAAUGCCCAGCCAGCUCUGUCUACAAUAAUGAGUGAUUAUUCACCAUAGUUUUUAAAUAGGUGCUGAAAGGCUUUUCCUGCUUAAAUCUUUUCCCAAUCUCUACAUUUCCUGUUUAGGUUAAUUUCCAAAGAUCUGGAGGUGAUAAAUUAUCUCAGUGGUUGCUAUAUAGCACUUGUCCAUCAACUUAAGCAUGGUAAACUCAACUUUUAGAAGAAUGUCAAUCGAAACAUGUUAUUUUGAACAAAAUGGUGCCAAUUUGAUGUUUUUAGCUUCAAAUCAAAUGUAGUUUUAUUUAAUUUAGCCCAUUACUGUUUAUGAACAUUAAUUGUCAUGGUGUGAUGUAAUUACCUAUAUCUCAGGUGGCAUGUUUUUUCUAUAUCUAAAUUUUAAGAAGUCCUAGGCUAGUGAUCGAGACACGUAAGAAAAGCUUUUUUUUCUGUUCUCUCAAACUGCAUAACCCAGUUUGGCUUCUAGUUCACUGGAGACUCACUUAGAGAUUAAAACAAAGUGAUAAAUGCUUAUCUUGUUGAUAUGUUGCUAGAAAGAAUAUUUGUGAACAAUUUCUGCCACAAUUACAGUCUUUAUUUAUUUUUUUUCAUCCUUCAUAUGAUAUUUGAUAUUUCAUUUUAUUUAUGUUGUGACAGUAUGAUAGGUAGAGAAAUGUUUUCCAUUGAACGAGAUAAGGUAGGUUUAUAUAGUUAGAUCAUUUUGCACCCAACUAGAUCAAGUUUCAUUUCAUGGGGAAAAGCCUGUUUUGUUAGUCUUUGUUUACAUCAUGUGUUAUUGGCCUAAGUGAUUGCUUGAAUGUGCAAAAAUAUCCUCAAAAAGAACUGUAAAAAAUAUACAAUUGAGUAUGAAAUGGGUUUAAAACUUAUUACAUAUAGCUAAUGACUAACAAUUAAAACAAAAUUAUUAGUUAUUUUUAUUAUAUGCUAGUGAUCAGUUAUAACUGUGUGCAGUGUAUUUUGAGUCACAAGAAAGAUAAUAUUUACAAUUUCAUUAAAUAAAAGAUAUUGGAAAGUUCUACAAGAUUGUAGGAAGACUUAAAAAUCAGUAGUGGAAAGCAACAAUGAUGGUAGGCAUUGUUAAUUGUUUUUUUUAAAUAGUGAUAUCUUUGCAUUUUCAAACCUACAAAUACAUACAAAUAUCACAUAUAAAAAUAAAUAUUUUAAGAGGAUAGGUAACCUGUAGAGAGUUUGUCA